Molecule: messenger RNA, 797 nt
Organism: Corylus avellana
Lineage: Eukaryota; Viridiplantae; Streptophyta; Magnoliopsida; Fagales; Betulaceae
Product: replication factor-A carboxy-terminal domain protein
Source: RefSeq, a predicted model, not a curated record
ACUUAAAGAAGCAAUGGAAGGUGACAAACCCACAGCACUAAUGUGUACAGUGCUAGCGAUAGACCACACCAGCUUCUGCUACAGGGUCUGCUCGGUCUGCGAGAGGACUCUCCCUGACAAUCCCACUUCUUUCUGCAAAUUCUGCAAUUUCAACGCUUUCAACUCAGCCUCCACCGGUUCCAAACGCCUCUUCCGCGUCUUGAUAUCAAUAGCAUCAGAUACAAAGGUAUUCACGGUGAUAUGCUUUGAUAGGGCAGCUAAAGUUCUCUUUGGGUGCUCUGCUGAUGAGUUCUUUGACUUCGCCAAGCUUCAUCCUUUUGCUGCGGUUUCUGCUAAUAGAGUUCUGGAGGGAGAGAUGUUCAGAAUGACACUGUCCAAAUCAAAGGGUGGCAAUGCACAACAUCUGCGAGUUGCAUCGGUGGUUCCUUUGAGAUCUGGAUUUCUCCCUGCAAUUCAGUCUUUAAGGGAAUUGUAUGGUGAACGAGUUGGUUCUUAACAGUUCUCUUCAGUUAUGUAUCCAACUUUCAGUACUCUACCCAGAAGGCUCCUGUAAUUUCCCAAUGGAAUAGUUUGUGGAAGCAGAUCUUCCAAAUUCAGGUUCCAUCUCCUAACAUCAUCCACUGUUUCCUAAUAAUUAGAUCAAUUAUUACUAAAAUUUUCUAAUGAUGCUGGAAUUUCCAAGCUCUCAUUUUAUAUCCAGGCCUAUUAUGCAGUUUGUCAUAUUACAGUGUAUGAUGGUUAUGGUAGAAGAAUUGAAUAUCAUAUGAUGGUAAACAUGUAUUCACUGUAUAUUUAUA